Messenger RNA from Glossina fuscipes, 1275 nucleotides. RefSeq names its product protein angel (gene angel). NCBI's taxonomy places the organism in Eukaryota, Metazoa, Arthropoda, Insecta, Diptera, Glossinidae. Bases 154 to 1212 code for a protein of 352 amino acids. The transcript has a single exon. Gene Ontology annotation, molecular function: 3'-5'-RNA exonuclease activity. The record is from RefSeq and is a predicted model, not a curated record.
AUCAGCUGUUUUUCGGAUUACGGUUUACAAAUUAUUAGUUUCGAUGGUUUAGCAAAAUAUAACAACAAAUAGCACGAAGCAAAGUUUCCACAUAUUCUUAAUGCGAAAUCUCAUGCCAUAUUUCCAUUAAUUAACGGAAUUGGUGCUCCUGAAAUGUUUAGUACUUUGCAUUCUAGUGGUUUGACAGGCAUUUUUUUAAAACAAUCAACAACACUACGAGGACUUGCCUCGAAAACAAAUAAAUUGAAGAGGAAAAAACAUAACUCGAUAUUAACGAGAGGAAUGUAUCGCUAUUGGGAACCUACAUAUAAUCGAAUGGAAUUGUCCCAACCGCGUGAUGCCAACAAGGCGCCAAAUCAAUUCAGGCUAGUGUCGUACAACAUAUUGGCUCAAGAUCUUCUCGUAGAGCACUUGCAACUUUACCAAGGCAUUCACAGUAAAUUGCUUCAUUGGGAGCAUCGUCUGGAAAAAUUGAAAUCGGAAUUGGAGAUAUUGCAACCGGAUAUAUUGUGUCUACAAGAGAUGCAAUACAAUCAUUUGAAAAGUUUUGUUCAAGAAUUGUCCCACAAGCGUAAGGUUGAAUAUAUAUAUAAAAAGAAAACAGGUAGACGUACGGAUGGAUGCGCGAUCAUUUAUGAUAGUAACAAAUUCAAAUUAGAUGACGAUCAAUGUGUGGAAUAUUAUACUAAUGACGUAGCCACACUGAAUCGUGAGAAUGUCGCUAUAAUGGCUAAAUUUCAGGUACGAAACGACCCAACAACGGAAUUCAUUGUGGCAACUACUCAUUUGCUUUACAAUCCAAGACGUGAAGAUGUACGUAUUUCACAGGUUGGGGUAUUGUUACGAGCGCUGGCUUCUUUUGCAAUCCGGACUAAACAUUCUCGCUUACCCACAAUUUUAGCGGGAGACUUCAACUUUACACCUAAUACCGACGCUUAUAAAUUCUUAGUGGCCCAACGUAAAUUCAAUGAAUACCUUUUUCAAAUGGAAAGUAUUGAUUUUGGAAGUGAAGCGGUCUCAACGUUCCAAGAUGAGUGGGUUACCGUUGAUUACAUAUUAAAAUCGAUCGCGGAAGACAAAGAAAAAUCGAUAACAAUAGAAAGCACCUAUAAACUGCCGACAGCCGAAUCGUGUAUGAACAUCGGAAAAAUACCAAACACCUUUCUCGGUUCCGACCAUUUUUCGUUAGCGAUUUCGUUUUCAAUACGUUAGAAAUAUAGAAAUAAUAGUAAAGUGCAUUUGCCAGUCUUCGUUUUAACAAAUACAACACAACAC